AUGUUGUCGAGAGUUAACAGCAUGGUCUGGAAUAUGGAAGCUGGCGGCAGAGGGGACGACGACCAAACCUCUUCUUGGCCUCAGAACACCAUCAUCAACAACAACGCCGCCGCCGCCGGCGGUGGUGCAGCAGGACCACCGCCACCAACUCCGCCGCCGUGGCCGCCAUGCACGGCACCACGAAAUCCCAUUUCGCCGGGCUUCACAGAAACCGCCGCCGACAACAACAACAACCACAACCAAAACCACCACCACCUCCUCCUACAGGCGGUGGAUUCCUCCGCCUCAUGCUCUCCAUCGCCGGCGUCGAUCUUCAACAACCUCGAUCACCACCACCACCAGGUAAACUACUUCCACCAACACCCAACAAAAACCCUAAUCAACAACCACCACCCUUUGGAUCAAACCUUCGAUUUGGGUUGCGAGAGUGGCUAUCAACCCUUUGGUUUCACUGAUUUGGGUUCCAAUUCCAAUUCCAAUUCCAAUUCCCAAUUGGGCUCCCUCAAUUUGAGCCCUAAUCCCCAAUUCGUCUCAACCAAUUUUCCCCAAUUUGGGAAUAGUGGAUUCCAAUUUGAGAAUGUGAAUUUGAAUAAUGAGAAUCAACUGUUGUUAAAUAGAUCCAAGAUUCUCAAACCACUCGAUAAUUUCACCACAAAUGGGGGUGCUGCUGCAGCACAGCCCACUCUAUUCCAAAAAAGGGCUGCAAGAAAGAAUCUUGCCAAUUUGGGGUGUUUGGAUUUAGGGAUUCAAGAAAAUCAGAUUAUCUCGAAACCCCCAAUUGCUAGUGCAGUUCAUGUGGAGCUUUCGAGCGACGACAAUGCGAAGAAAAGGAAAACAAUCAGCGUCGACGAUUUUCUCGAAGACGUCAGCAUCGACGGAUGCUCUAGUUUCAUGAACUACGAUUCCGACGACCAAUUCUUGGAAAAUAAAAACAACGUCGGAAACGGAAACAGUUCCAAUGCCACCACCGCGAUCAACGGCGGCGGCGAUCAAAAGGGCAAGAAGAAGGGCCUUCCGGCGAAGAAUCUGAUGGCCGAGAGGCGGCGGAGGAAGAAGCUCAACGAUCGAUUAUACACAUUGAGGUCCGUCGUCCCCAAGAUCAGCAAGAUGGACAGAGCUUCGAUACUAGGGGAUGCAAUUGAUUACUUGAAAGAGCUUCUGCAGAAGAUCAACAACCUACACAACGAACUCGAGUCGACGCCAGGUGGCAGCUCUUCAGCCACUCCAAGUACGAGUUUCUACCCGUUAACCCCAACAACUCCCGGACUAUCCGCCCGUAUCAAAGAGGAGCUUUGCCCCAGUGCUUUUGCUAGCCCUCUUUCAAGCCCAACCGGUCAACCCCCACGAGUUGAGGUGAAACUAAGAGAAGGGAGAGCAGUAAACAUACACAUGUUCUGCGGGAAAAGGCAGGGCCUUUUGUUGUCUACUUUGAGGGCUUUGGACAACCUCGGACUAGAUGUACAGCAAGCCGUUAUUAGCUGCUUCAACGGCUUCGCCAUGGAUAUUUUUCGAGCCGAGCAAUGGGGAGAAGGGCAAGAACUGAACACGGAACAAAUCAAGGCGUUGCUCUUGGAUUCGGCUGGCUUUCAUGGGAUGCUGUGAGUUCAUAUGUCUGAAGAAGAACCUAAUUAAACUUGUUUCGAUUUUUUUUUUUUAAUUCAAUAAUUUUUUUUUUAAUUUUGGCUAUUUAUUUUAUGGGGAAUGAUCCGAAGAUCAACCAAGACUGGAAUGCUUUGAUUUUUUUCGAUUUCUGAAAGUUCGAUUCAUAUAAUUAAUUGCUUUUGCCAUUUCAGGCGACAUAA
Molecule: messenger RNA, 1802 nt
Organism: Erythranthe guttata (spotted monkey flower)
Lineage: Eukaryota; Viridiplantae; Streptophyta; Magnoliopsida; Lamiales; Phrymaceae
Source: RefSeq, a predicted model, not a curated record